Molecule: messenger RNA, 198 nt
Organism: Chionomys nivalis (European snow vole)
Lineage: Eukaryota; Metazoa; Chordata; Mammalia; Rodentia; Cricetidae
Product: beta-defensin 17-like
Exons: 2
Coding region: 1-198 (65 amino acids)
Biological process (GO): cell chemotaxis; defense response to bacterium; innate immune response
Cellular component (GO): extracellular region
Molecular function (GO): chemoattractant activity; CCR6 chemokine receptor binding
Source: RefSeq, a predicted model, not a curated record
AUGAAGAUUCAUCUCUUUUUCUUUAUUCUGCUCCUUUGGGUCACAAUAUUACCAGCCAAAAAGAGGUUUCCCGAGUAUGGUAGCUUGGAUUUGAGUUAUCAUUGCAAAAUGAGUAAAGGUCACUGUAAAACCCAGUGCUCUGAAAAUGAAUUUAGGAUUGGCUUCUGCAUAAGACCUGGAACUCACUGCUGCAUCUAG